Prosopis cineraria is the source of this 1588-nucleotide messenger RNA. RefSeq lists its product as uncharacterized. Bases 108 to 1475 code for a protein of 455 amino acids. The transcript has 4 exons. Lineage: Eukaryota; Viridiplantae; Streptophyta; Magnoliopsida; Fabales; Fabaceae. The record is from RefSeq and is a predicted model, not a curated record.
UUGUACUUUGUACAGCUGGGCUAGUGGGCUUGACGGCCAGGGACAAAGCCGUGAGCGUCGGACAGGCGCAGGUGCAGCCGGGGGUAGGGUAGCCUCAUGGGAAGAAAAUGCUGAGAUCAAGGCUGAAACUGAAAGUUGCGGCUGCCUGUCAGAAAUGGAGUGGGAGUGCUGGUGGGGUCCAUCCUCUCCGUCUACACGAGGAAAGGCGUAUGAGCAGCGGCGGAGCAACCGUGAUGAGCUUUGGAGAUGGCAGCCAGGGCGCUCUGGGCUUGCCUUCUUCCAAAAUAGGUAUUGGAGUAGACGCAUACGAGCCUACCCGCGUUCCGGGUCUACCUUCAGAUAUCGUUAGCCUAAGCGCCGGGCACUAUCACUCCCUCGCCGUCACUUCUCACGGCCACCUCUGGGCUUGGGGCAGAAACAGCGAAGUUCAGCUUGGACAUGAUAUUUCCCCUCGGGAAUCGUGGAACGAGCCAAAAAAAGUAUUGGGGUUAGAACAGGUAAACGUGUGUGCUGCAUUUGCAUCUGGCGUUGUGUCUGCAGCUAUUGGUGAUGAUGGUUCUUUGUGGGUGUGGGGAAAGUCUAAACGUGGCCAAUUAGGUCUUGGGAAAGAUAUCAUCAAGGCUGUUGCACCUGCCAAAGUUCAGGCUCUUGCAGGAGAAAAAGUGGUUAAGGUAUCAUUUGGUUGGGGUCAUGCUCUUGCCCAGACUGUGGAUGGAAAGUUAUUUGGCUGGGGCUAUUCAGCUGAUGGUAGACUAGGAAAAAUGGGAGGCUUGGAGAGAUCCCCACUGGAUUCCAAUGAUGACAUCUUUAAAAAUACACAACAACUUUCGAGCUCAGAUCUGGAAGUUGCUGAAAAGCGAGUUUUAGAAGCAAUGGAGAGAGAGAAUAACAUGCCAAUAAUAUGGGAACCUUGCUUGGUGGAAGAACUUGGUGGCGUUGAAGUUGUAGACAUUGCAUGUGGGCUUGAUCACUCCCUAGUUCUUUGCUGUGACCAUACCAUAUUAAGUGGUGGAAGCAACAUAUAUGGACAGCUGGGCCGAGUGAGACAAGAUCUGGGAUUUUUUCCAGUUGACAUAAUAUUAUGCCCCAUUUCUAUAGCAUCAGGGCUAGGCCAUUCUCUGGCAAUAUGCCGAUUUGCUGCAUCAGAUGAUGCUAGUGAAGGAACUAGAAGCGUUGCUUCAUGGGGAUGGAACCAGAGUUGUCAACUUGGAAGGUCUGGGCCAGAGAACCUCCCAUCUUUGGUUGAGGCGUUAGAAGGAGAAAAUCCAAUCUCAGUGUCAGGAGGGCGAGCACAUUCCUUGGUUCUUACAUCAAAAGGAGACUUGUGGGUUUGGGGCUCCGGAAGGAAUGGCAGGCUAGGAUCAGGAAGCUCAAGUGACGAAACUGAGCCAUUUUAUCUUGAUUCCUUAGAAGGCUGUGAAGUUAAGCAGGCUGUGUCAGGAUUUGAUCAUAAUCUAGUUUUAGUUGCUGAAUGAUAAAAAUAGGUCUCCCGCGCCCCCAACCGCCAAAAUAAAAUAAAAAAAAAUUCUGUUCAUAUAAAACGAAUAUGUAUUUCCAAAUAAUAUGAAUUAGGUCCUGCGUUUACGUA